GAAACCAACCAAGGCAAUUAAAACGAAUUAAGAGGUAAGUGCCAAUUCCUAAAUUGUCAAGGCAAAGCAACCUAUAACCUCUAGCCCAACAAAAACAAAAAUCAAACAAGCAAAGAAAGGAAUUUACUACAUUACACAUAUACAUUCAUAGAGAUUCUAUAUAUACUCUUGCAUAUCUUUCUAUCUUCUCCCUUCUCUCUUCUCUCUUCCCCCUUCUCUCUCAGUUAGGAAUAUAUCAAGUUCUCUCUCUCUCUCUCUCUCUCUCUCUCUCUCUCUCUCUUCAUGGCAACGUUUUUUGGAAGAAUCGCCUUCUUACAUGCCCUUCUUGUAUUUUCUUUCUCUUUAUCAGGUUAUGGUUUUCUACGAGGAGUUGAAUCCCUUGGCAUCAACUAUGGUCAAGUUGGCAACAAUUUACCACCGCCAGAGAGAGUUCUUGAGCUUUUACAAUCCUUUAAGCUCACAAAAGCAAGAAUUUACGACACCAAUCCCCAAAUUUUAACCGCAUUCUCCAAUUCUGGUAUUGAACUUAUCGUAACGGUUGAGAAUCAAAUUUUAGGUGAGCUAAGGGAUCCACAACAAGCUCUUCAAUGGGUAAGUACCCGAAUAAAGCCAUAUUUUCCGGCCACCAGGAUCACCGGAAUUGCGGUGGGCAACGAGGUCUUCACUGGCGGUGACAUGACAAUAAUGGCUAACCUUUUGCCAGCUAUGGUCAGCAUUCAUGGCGCCUUGGUUCGACUAGGACUUGAUCCAUAUAUUCAAGUCUCUACCCCGAGUUCCCUAGCUGUGCUCUCGGAGUCAUAUCCACCUUCGGCGGGUUGUUUCACGAGCGAGCUAGCCGGAAUUAUGCCACAAUAUUUGCAGUUCUUGGCAAAUACAAAAGCACCUUUUUGGAUCAAUGCAUACCCAUAUUUUGCUUACAAUGAUGACCCAAAUGGGAUAUCUUUAAACUAUGCCCUACUUAACCCUAACUCAGGAAUGAUUGACCCUUACACCAAACUACACUAUGACAACAUGCUAUAUGCUCAAGUUGAUGCAGUUAUAUUUGCUGCUGCUAGAAUGGGUUUUGGAGGGUUAGAAGUUAGGGUGUCGGAGACCGGGUGGCCGUCAAAAGGUGACACAAAUGAAGUCGGUGCAACCAUAGAGAAUGCGGCGAUAUAUAACCGGAAUUUGUUGAGAAGGCAAUUGGCAAAGGAAGGAACACCUUUGAGGCCUAACAAUAGACUAGAGGUUUAUUUGUUUGCUUUGUUCAAUGAGGACUUGAAGCCUGGACCGACUUCAGAGAGGAACUAUGGUCUGUUUCAACCUGAUGAAACCAUGGUCUACAAUGUAGGACUUUCAGCUUUGUCGAGCACUUCAUCGACCUCUUCAUCGACCUCUUCAGCGACUUCUUCAGCUACCAUUUCUCUAACCUCCUCAGCCACCCAGGUAGCAAAGAUUGGAUAUCGAAGCUUGGUGUAUUGGAUGUUUGUGUAUUUGGUGGCAUUCCAAGUACUUAUAAGAAGACCAUUUUAAGCAAAUGGGGUUUAUGUAACAGUAAGCAUAUGAACACAUAAAUUUUUUUGGAAAGUGUUCGGAACCCUGUGCUACUUCCAUUGCAUUCAUUUUAAAUGGAUCCAUAUUCCAUUAAGAUGAAUAAUGAAACGGUACCACAUUCUGAAUUUUUUUUUU
Messenger RNA from Camellia sinensis, 1668 nucleotides. Its product is annotated as glucan endo-1,3-beta-glucosidase 11. Gene Ontology annotation, biological process: carbohydrate metabolic process. Lineage: Eukaryota; Viridiplantae; Streptophyta; Magnoliopsida; Ericales; Theaceae. Gene Ontology annotation, molecular function: hydrolase activity, hydrolyzing O-glycosyl compounds. The record is from RefSeq and is a predicted model, not a curated record.